Phalaenopsis equestris is the source of this 2626-nucleotide messenger RNA. Its product is annotated as cleavage and polyadenylation specificity factor subunit 6. The coding region runs from base 92 to 2005 and encodes 637 amino acids. The record is from RefSeq and is a predicted model, not a curated record. Gene Ontology annotation, molecular function: mRNA binding. Gene Ontology annotation, cellular component: mRNA cleavage and polyadenylation specificity factor complex. The transcript is spliced from 2 exons. NCBI's taxonomy places the organism in Eukaryota, Viridiplantae, Streptophyta, Magnoliopsida, Asparagales, Orchidaceae. Gene Ontology annotation, biological process: mRNA alternative polyadenylation.
GCAUAUGUUACAAACGAGGGGGAAGACGAUGGGUUAGGGUUAUGUCCCGUCCUGUUCCACUGUGUCAAAGUCUACGAGCGGGUCUUUACAAAUGGAGCACGGUGGCGACGGCGACCGAGCCGGCUUCCACGGCAACGAGGUGAUCUCCGCCGUACAGGACGAGGAGCAGUUCUACGGCGACGAGGAGGACUAUGACGACCUCUACAACGAUGUCAACGUCGGUGAGGGCUUCUAUCAGUCGUCGGCCCACCGCAGUGAAGCCACUUCCAGUACUUUUGCAACUGAGGAUGACGGUAGGAGAGAGCCACCACAGGUUUCCCUACCAUCCCCACCGGCGGGAGAUCCUCCGGAGAGCAUUCAGAUUCCUGUUGUAGCAGGAAACCUCCAUGCGGAGGAGACGGUCGACAGAUCUGGAGUUUUUUCGGAUGCAGGUUUCAGAGAGAGCGUUGAUUCAUCUGUCAUGGCGAGACCGCCGGCUCAGUCCGGCCUGCCCAGACCUGAUAUAGGGCAGUCUUGGGUCAGACCGGGGUCGAUUCAGCCUCAUCGAGGCGGUGAUUCGUUUAACGAAGGAUUUCCAAGGCAUGGUUCUGAAGUUGGCAACGACGGUUUUCGUAGGCAAGGAGUAGCAGUCAACAGCGACACAUCUACAGUUGUCAACCUUUCAAUCACCACGGCCCCUUCAGGUAAUAUUGGAGCUGCAUUAGGUCCUUCAGUUGGCGUAGCAGGCAACAUGAAUGGGCCUGUGUCCAUGGUUGGUGGUAUCGGCAGUGGAGGGGGAAUCACCACUCUUUUUGUUGGAGAGCUUCAGUGGUGGACAACAGAUGCUGAUCUCGAGGCUGAACUUUGCAAGUACGGACCUGUAAAGGAAGUGAGAUUUUUUGAUGAAAAGGCUAGCGGGAAAUCAAAAGGUUAUGCCCAGGUUGAAUUCUAUAAUCCAGCAGCUGCCACCUCCUGCAAGGAGGGUAUGAAUGGGCAUAUUUUCAAUGGAAAACCAUGCGUUGUGGCCUUCUCUUCCCCACAGGGUGUUCGGAAGAUGGGUGAGGCUCAGGUGGCCAGGAAUCAACAAGGAAUGGUUCAGGGUCCAUCACAGUCUGUGCUUGCACAAAAAGGUAGAGGUGGAGGAGCUCACAUGGGUGGGAAUUUUGUGAGGGGAGGUGGUGCUGGAGGUGGUGGUAACUGGGGUAGAGGUGGGAUGGGAAAUAGAGGACAUAUGGGGAAUGUAAGGAACCGGGUCGGGCCUGUUGGUGGAAGAGGUAUAAUGGGGAAUGGUGGCAUGAUUGCACCACCUCCUCCCGUAUUCAAUCCAGGUGCCAUCCUUGGCCAAGGGUUUGAUCCAACUGGUUAUGGAAUGGCAAUGAGUAGAAUGGGUGCUGGAUAUGGUGGAUUUCCUGCUGGACCUACUCCUGGUGCAUUCCCAGGAAUGUUACCUUCAUUUCCUCCUGUUGUAGCACCACAUGUUAACCCAGCUUUCUUUGGAAGGGGAAUACCAACUGCUGGAGUGGGCAUGUGGCCUGAUCCUAAUAUGGGUGGUUGGGGAGCUGACGAACAAUCAAGUUAUGGGGAUGAUGCUACAUCAGACCAACAAUAUGGUGAAGGAAGUCAUGGAAAAGAUAGAGGUGGCGAUCGGGAUUGGUCGGUAGCUCCGGAUAGAAGACACGUGAAGGAUAAAAGCACAGGGCAUGCGCAGGAGUGGUCUGAGAGGAAGCAAUAUGAGGAGAGGGAUGUAGGUUGGGAGAAUGAUAGAGAUUUGGAUAGGGACAGGCUGAGGGAUAGAGAAAGAGAAAGGGAGAGGGAGAGGGAGAGGGAGAGGGAGAGGGAGAGAGAGAGAGGCCGUGACAGGGAUAGAGAUAGAUAUCGUGAUGAUAGAGAUAGGCACACAGAUCAUUAUAGGCCAAGGGAACAUGAACCAGACCAUGAUGAUGAUUGGGAUAGAGGACGCUCAUCUAAGGCACGAAGCAACUCACGAGAGGUUGAGAAUGUUAAGAGGCACCGACAAUCUGAAUGAGAUGGAGCUUUAGCAAUUUUCCUUGGCACGUGUUUAAUGAGUAUUUAGCAUAUUUGAUUAUUUGUUGAUGCUCUUGGGCUCCAUUUGUCAAGGAUAUUGCGGGCUUGGUAUACUUAUUACAUUUGAAUUCCAAUGCAUUCAGAACCAAUUGGAUACUCAUUUCCUGGUCCAUGCAGCUUCUGACUGAACAAUAUAUAUACAUAUAUAUAUAAUCUAGUCUUUGAACUUAUUUGAGUUAUAGGAUCUCUUCUACUGUACCAAUUACUUGUGAAAUCUAUCGCGUGAAACGAGGUUUGGCCUUGACAUGAUAACAUUAUUGUUAGUUUUUAUGUAGUAGACAUUUCUAGGAUUGUGAGAUCACGCCAUUCAUUCAGCAGGGGCCACAGACUGACAGUGGAGCUAUUUGUUUGAAGCUUUCUCUCUCUAUUGAAUGCUGGAUGGGUAUCUGUUUGUACUGUACAACAUGUUUGUACUUGUAAUUUUGGCUUUUUUUUUAUUAUUCAUUGUUGUUAUUGUUGUUGUUGUUGUUGUUGUUAUGAUUGUCUUUAGUUUUCUUCCAAUUUUGGUGAUGUUAUUAUUUUUAUCCUCUUUGUUUACUGAUUGUAUGUUAUUUGAAGUUAG